CGAUAAGAUAUUUUAUAUUAGCAGCAUUUGGUUCUUCAUAUAAAAUAUUUUUUUAAAAAACGUAAUGGAUUCUACGGAAAAUAUGCAAACGACUCAACGGGAUGACGAAGCUGAGGAGAACGAGCGUAUAAUUCAGUUACAAGAUUUAAUUGAAAAAAACAUUAAGAUUGAGCAACAGAUUGAAUCCCGCUCAUUUGGCGAGUCCAUGUCGGCCAUUUAUGAUAUUUUAAGCAAGGCUAACGAUAUUGUCAAAGGCUAUGAGGAUCGCAAAACAAACUCUACAGAACUUGUACUGGACACUGAACUUCUAAGACGUAAUCACGAAGUGGUUGGAAAGGCCAUACAAUAUAAUUCGAAUUUCACAGACCGAAUGUUUUGUACGGCAAUUAACAACAUUGUUUUUAAAGAUAAUUCUGAAGACUGGAAUGCACUGUGCAGCCUCGCUUGCCAGCAUGGAGUACCAUACUUUACAAACGCCUCGAUGCUACCCUUUAUAAAUGUAGAACCUAAAAAGCACAUUCCAAAACAACGUGCACCGCGCAAAACCAACACAGAUGCGGUCGAAAAACGUCCCAAACAAAGCGACAAGCUAGAACGGAAAGGCGAAGGCUCCACGGCUGUCAAUCAUAUUAUGAAACAGAUUAAAAAUAUUUACAGAGCGGGCAACAAUGAGCCUAUUCCAUAUUUUAAACUAAUCUGCAAUCCCCAUAACUUUAUGGACAGUGUGCAGAAUGCAUUGAUUAUAUCGUUUCUAGUCAAAGAAAAUCUAAUUUCACUGGAAAAUGGAGCAGAUGGCUUGCCGCAAGUAAGAAUCAAUAGCAACUCUAAAGAAAGCGCUACGAAUGAGUCCUGCCAGGCGAUUUGUUGUUUAGAUGUUGAACUGUGCGAGAAAUAUGCUAAAUACUACAAUAUCACGGAACCACUCUUAAAACGCUCAGAAACCGAUGAAAAUUGAGCAACUAAAAGCAUCACAAGUAUUUUUAGUAUAAGUAGAGCACGCAUAAAAUAGUUGAGUUCUAAUGUUAAGUUAGUACCACGCUCCCCUGAGAACGCGUGUUCUUUAGGCUAUUCUCAUUACUUAUUGAACACGUCUCGCAAGAGCAAUGCGAAGCGAAGAGAAAUACAGCACGGUCCAUUUUCGUAGCUGAGAUGCACUGUUUAUGUAGAUUUUAGUUUUUAGUACAGAAUAUUUUCAAAUAUUUCGGAAUGUUCUUAGUUGUGCUGUAGGCUUUUUUAAUGGCACACGCAGUUUACGCGGAAUGCCAGAUUCAAAUAUUCAUUUAUAUAAAAUUUAAAUAAUAGAGAACGAAAUGCAGUUGAUAAGGUCAGUAAAUGUAUUUAUUUAUUGUCUUGCAAAUGAGUUCGCCGAUAACCAGAGUUCAAAUUAUAUUACAUGUGGAUUAGCUUAUUUAAAUUAUUAACACACACACAUAUAUGAUUAAAAUAGGCAUAAAUACAGUUCGGUUGAAAAUUUAUGUUCAUAUUUGAACUUAUGGUUUUAGUAAUCUGCAGUCAGUUGAAAAAUUUUUGUCACAGCAUCAAUAUUUUAAUCUCUGUCAGCAAUUAACCUCCCUCCUUGAGCGAAUUUCGUGAUUAAUAAGACAAUUAAUAUAACCCUACAAUAGACGGGAAUGAAUAAUUAUGUAUUUUGAACAAAUUAUUUCAAUAAAUUGUUGUAAACUAUUUUAAA
This is a messenger RNA of Drosophila montana, 1690 nucleotides long. It is a transcript of the gene Nse4, whose product is annotated as Non-SMC element 4. NCBI's taxonomy places the organism in Eukaryota, Metazoa, Arthropoda, Insecta, Diptera, Drosophilidae. The record is from RefSeq and is a predicted model, not a curated record. The coding region runs from base 65 to 955 and encodes 296 amino acids. Gene Ontology annotation, biological process: DNA repair. Gene Ontology annotation, cellular component: Smc5-Smc6 complex; nucleus. The transcript is spliced from 5 exons.